GGCACUCCGGUCGCACGCUCAUCCGAGUGACCGAGUGCGUAGCGGUUUAGUCUGUGCGCCAGCCUUUCGUCAGACGGUCGCGGACGCGAGGGAUUGUCGGCGGCCAAAUUGAUCGUCCUUACGCGCGCCGCGAUGGUUCCGUUUGUGGUCCUGGCCGUCAUCUGCUCGGCGUACCUGUUUGCCAUCGGUCCGGGUUCCUCGUACGGUGCAAAAAUGAAUCAUCUCCAGAUACUAGACAGCCUGCUAAAGAAAAACUACGACAGACGAGCAACGCCGACGAACCACCUGAAUAAUGCUACUACCGUUCAUUGCGAGUUGUACAUCCGGAGUUUUGGAUCCAUUAGCCCAGUUACUAUGGAUUACGAGGUAGACCUGUACUUACGACAAAAGUGGCAAGAUGCAAGAUUACAACAUAAAGAUAUAACGGAAUCACUAGAUCUAAAUGAUCCAAAUUUAGUUAAAGCCAUCUGGAAACCUGAAGUUUACUUUCCAAAUGCAAAACAUGCAGAAUUCCAAUUUGUCACUGUACCCAACGUGUUGAUACGCAUCAAACCUGAUGGAGAUAUACUUUAUAUGCUCAGAUUGAAGUUGACAUUUUCAUGUAUGAUGGACUUGUCUAAAUUUCCGUUGGAUAACCAAAUUUGCACGAUGGAAGUGGCCAGUUUUUCAAAAACUAUUGAAGAACUUCGAUUGGAGUGGAAAAAUACAGAUCCUGUACUAAUGGCCAAAGGAUUGAGAAUGCCACAAUUUGAAAUUGUAAAUAUCGUGCCUUCCGACUGUCAAGAAUCUUUUCAAAUAGGCAAUUACAGUUGUCUAGUUGCCCAGUUCUAUCUAAGCCGUAGCGUGGGCUUCCAUUUGGUUCAGAGUUACUUGCCUACCAUGCUGAUUGUAGUCAUCUCCUGGGUGUCGUUUUGGAUGGACGUCGACUCCGUACCGGGCCGGACCACACUGGGAGUGACGACUCUGCUAGCUGUCGGUUCUCAAUCUUCGGGUAUCCAAAGUGGUCUACCGCAAGUCAGCUACGUCAAGGCCAUAGACGUGUGGAUGGGCACGUGUACAGCGUUCGUGUUUUGCGCAUUGCUAGAAUUCACGGUGGUUAACUAUAUGUGGAGAAAACUGAGACCAGACAUAUUAAGAAACAUAUUAACGGAACCGGUGAACGGUGGCACCGCGGGCCCAAAACCGUACGACGAAAAUCUACCCUCAUCGCCGGUCAUACCAGUCAGCGUGGUCAAAAAAAUCUUACAGCAAGAGUGUGCCUACUCUACGUCCGCAGAAACCAACACGGUGCUGGCGAGAAAAAUCGACGAAUACUCCAGACUAUUGUUCCCGGUCGCGUUCAUAGCGUUCAACGCGCUGUACUGGCCGUAUUAUUUACAAAACUAAACCGUCCCCGCACCGCCGCCGACGCCACAUCAACACCGGAAACACAGAAUACACACGACCCGACCACGUUUAAUAAAAACGCACCUAUAAAUAUAUAUUAUAUAUAUACCACUACACGUGACAUCUCCCAGUUACACUCGUGUAAUAACUAUAUAUUAUAUAAUAUAAUAGACAUAACAUUAUAAUAUUCAAAACGUUAUCAUCACCGCGGCCAUCCUCCUCCGUGCGUUUUCCCCCGACGAAAUCUUACCCAGAAAAAAAAAUAAUUAAACGGGCCCACGCCACUUCGAGUACGCACAUACGAGCCAGCCUCGCCGCGGGUACUUACACGACCUGCGGAAUGUCGAUAUAUUAUCUUGCUUCAGUGUAAUGGUACAUGAUAUUGUUAUCUGCCGCGUGACACAAUAUCGACAAGCGCGUCACGUAAGCGGCGUCGUCUUCGUCGUCGUGGUGUGAUAUAGAAGACGUUUUGUCCUUACGAAAAAUUUCGGCAUCCGGCCCGGCUCGUACGUUUUUUUUUUUAAACGUUUGAAUUCUUGUUUUCUACUUGACAAAGGCGACAGACGUUUACCAAUAACCCUUUCGUUACACAUCAUCACCUCGAUCCGCUCAACCGACCGCGUGGUUCUCGCGCUACAGACAUAUUAUAUAUUAUAUGAUAUUUAUACACGCACAAACCGCACGACAUCUGCAAUUUUAUACAACGCAGUCCACAAACAUAUUUUAAUAAUGCAUAUUUUAUUCAAAUUAUGAUUUUUUUUUAUAUAUAUUUAUUUUCUAGUGUAAUUUUAAUAAGGACAAUAUUUUCAAAUAUUUAGAUUUAGAGGAGAAUUGUAACUAUUUUUUUUUUUUUUUAAUUCGAAUUUACCUUUUUAAUGUAAACUGUUAAAAGGGUGGUUUUUUGUGUCAUCAUAAUCAUAAAUAGAAGAAAUUCAAACUAGGUGAACUUAUUAUGUACGCUAAGAAUAAAAUAGAUAGGUUUGGAAGAUUGGGUCUAAUAUCUAUAUUUAAAUUAAUCCAUUAACAUUUUAUAUAAUUUGUUAUAAUUCUCCGAGCCUAAUAUAAGUUCUAGACUAUACAUUAUAUUUGAUGUAAAACCAUUAUUAAGGACUAUUAUCCUUAGUCAUUAAUUUUAAUAACUCAGAAACUACUGAUUUAAAUUUAAAUUUAUAUAGGUAUUUAAAUAUUUUCAAAAAAAAAUGAUCUACUCAACAAUACUUACCAUAAAAUAUGGUCUAAAAUAAGUAUUUAAAAAUAUGGUGAUCCUUAAGUACACUAAUAAAUUAAAAAAUCAGAAUUUGAAUAAAUGCAUCGUUAAAAUAAACGGCGGUGAGCAUGCUUGGUUAAUUAUUCUCUAUAUAAUAUACACCGAGAAACCAUAAUCCACGAACUAUCUCCUAAAUUAUACUGCUUAAACGCAUAUAUGUACCACCACUCUAGGUUUUCGGCCUCUUUUGUUUUUUCUCUUAUUUUAAUUCUCGAUCCCGCCACGGCUCGUAUAAUACGAGACAAAUGGAAUACGCCUUAGGUUCUUAAGUUGUCCUCCAUGCAAUGAUUUUCUCAGUGAAUUGUGAGUCUUUUAAAAUAUAUUCUUUUGCACGCACAAUUUGAAAUUACUUUCUUGAAAAAAAAAUUAUUUAAAAAUACAGAAAUUUACCAGGAAAAUUACUAUGUACUAUGUAGUGAUGACAAAAGAAUCGCUCUGUAUAUCUAUGCGUACACAAUUACUAUACACGCCAAAUCGAAUUACACCGCAAUAAUAAUGAAAUUAUGUUAUGGUAAUUAUCGCGGUUUGUAUCUUUUCCUAAUAAUAAUAACUCAGUCCGUAAAACCCAAAAAUUAUAAUCUCCUUCAAUCCUUGUCGUUCGUUUGCUACGCGUUUUAAUUUACGCAGUAUUAUAUAAAAAUUCAUCUCAUGUAUCGUCCGUCCUCCUACAUAAAUUCUAUUUCAUCCGGUCACUUUUGAACCAGAAGCAAAAGUUUUAAUACAAAUUAAAUUUUUAACAUUUCGCAUCCAUUAUUUUUAUUAUUAUAAUUAUACGUUUCACUGUAAAUAUAAAUACACUUAUUUAUACAUUAAAUAUUAUUUUAAAAUAAGUUACCCUAUAAUACUUAUUUCAAACGGUUUUUAUGUUUGGAAUUUUGAAACUAAAAUUAUUUUUAAAGACUACCCCCCCCCCCCCCAUCAAACAUUUCACACUUAUAGGUAGGUAUUGAUUAAAAUAAAAUAUAUUAUUGUAUGACUAUAAUAUAUAUUAUAAUUCAAGUACGGAUUUUAAAGUACUCAAAACUAUAGUAAAAUAAUUUAAAAGAAGACAAUUAAGCUCUAAAUAUCAUUUAAAACAGAUAAAAAUGAGAACUUUCUAUAAAAUCAAUUUUAAAAAAAAAAACUUAUUAUUUAUAUUACGAGUAUUUUUAUAGUUUUAUACUAUACUGUAAUAUUUCUUUCAAUGAUCAAUAAACAGUAUUAGAUUAUUUAUAGAAAUUAAUGAAAUAAUAAUACUAAAAAAAAUUAUCUUAUAUUAAAUAUUCGUUUUCAAACAAAAUUCUUUGUAUAUCAGAUAAUACAUACCUAUUUAUAUUUUUAAAAACUACGUUAUUCGUAAACUAAUAAAGUUCGAUUCCAAUUUUAUAUAAAAAUUGAAAAAUAUUAAUUAUUUGUACUUCAAUUUUUUUUAAUAAAUAGUACUCUAAAAUUGAUUUAAGAUCUAUAAAUGUAUUAAAAAUAACAAAAAAAGUAUAAAAUCCACGAUAAACCAUAAAAAAAAAAUUAUACAUUUAUUGUACGUUAUAUAAAUCACAUAGUUUAGAUAUUAAAACUUUAUUUUGAACUGGUAGAAAAAAAACAAAUGUCUUUAAAAUCCGUACUUUAAUUAUAAUGCUAUAUUUAUUCAUUAUUUUAAAUGUUCUUCUUUCGGGUACGAAAGUUACGCAUUAUUAUCACUAUAUGGUCCACGAUUUUUAAAUGUCAUUGACGCUCGUUAUUGUAUUUAAUGUCUUGAGUAUGUUUUUUGUUAAUUUUUAAUACGACUCGCCUGAAUAUGUUUAAUAAUAAUUAGGAUAAUUGAGUAACUGUACAUAUUAAAAAUAACUGUUAACAUUAUAUUUUUAUUUUUUGUCACAUUCUACCCCUUUUAUACUCAACACAGUGAUGCAUUAUUUUUCAAUAUUCUGACCAAUUGGAAUACUAGUUUAUAAUAUUAUAUUGAUAUUUAAUUAAAUCCGUGGUCUGUUAGCAACAAGUUAUAAUUUUACUAAGAAAUCUAGCCAUUCCAAAUUUAAAUACUCGAACCUUUAGAAUACACUAUUAAAACUAAACUCAUCAACCUUACAAUUAAAUAUUCAUAGCGGUGGUGAGGGAAAAGAAUAGUUUAAACUUUAAAACCGUCGUUUUAUGUAUAAAAAUGAGUAUAAAUGUGAAUAAAGGUUUAAUCUUUUUUAAAAAUAUUUUUAUUUAUAAGUAUACCUAUUAUUAUAAUAUUAUACAUAAAUAUUAUAUAUUUUAUCAUGUGGUCCAAAAUAACUAUAUUAAUAACAUAAUCUCUCUACAUUAUUUUGUUUCAAUAAAAUACAAUUUUAAUCUACUCUCAAUUGACGGAAUCCGGCAAUAUACCGACUGCGCGGAAAGUGUAAUAUACAAUGUUCAAUAAUAUAAUAUGAAUUAUAAUAUUAUGUAAUGUCGAUAUAGAGUCUUAGAGUUGUAUAAUCCUAGAUUACCACUAUUAAUGUGUAAUUCGAUAGCGUUCUUUAUAUAGAUAAGUUAGAUUGUGUCUUAAUGUUGAAUUCGCAUGAUGAACAGCAGACACACUACAGGGUGUGAAAAUACGUAUAGUGGAGACGAGUUCGACGUGCUGUUGUCGCCGCUGUCGGUGGUGGACAACUGAACGUCUGAACGAGGUAAAUACUUUUAUAGUAUAGUAGUGAAAGACGGUUAGACACUUGUUGUAAACGAUGUUGAAAAAAUUAAGCGAUUAAACUAUCCGCAUACGCGUUGUGUCGGCCGGGCCCAGGUCCAAAAACCAUUCCAAAUCAGAAUUUUCGUGAAUCUUAUAAUAAGUAUUGUAUAUAAUAUGUAACUUUGAAACUCAAUAUAUACGAGGUGAUUUUUUUCAACGUAAUCGACUCAUUUUAUCUUAUAAAUUUCGUGUUUUGUUUUAAUUGCAUGUUUGAAACACUACUUUAUGACAACACUAUAUAAGUGAUUUUUAAGAUUUGUAGUUGAUUUUUAAAUAUGUACAAGCUAUAAACCUUUGUUUUUAAUUUUGCAUAAAAUUUAAAUAAAAGCAAAUUUUUUAGACAACGCCCCAUGUUUUUAUUUUUGUAGAUAUAUAUUAUACCUAUACAUUGUAAAAUUAUUCCAAAAAUAUCCGUUAAUCUCCGUGAAAUUAAAGAAUAUAUAAUGUGGUUCGAAGAUUAAAAAAAACGAAUAACAAAAUAUAAAUAAUUUAAAAUUUGAUUAUUUCAAAAUUAUAAACACGAACUAAUAAAAUGAUACUAUGUUUCGUUUAAAAAAAUCACUUUGUAUACACCGUACAGGGUGUAUCACGAUUGGAAACGCUACGUUUAAAGUAUGUGAUUUAAAUGUAAACAAAUCGAGAUCUUGGUGAUAUGCCCUAUUUUAUAAAAUACAAUUAUAUAUGAAUGGUACGAAUGGCUACCAUCUAAUCUAUUAUGUGCUAAAUUUAAUACUGUAGUUAGUAAUUUAUGACAUUAUGCGUCUAAACGGUUUAAAAAAAAUAUAUUAUAUGGUAACUAAUUAUUUUAUGUUAUUCUAUUUUAUGUGUUAAAUUAAAAUCUAUUUUAUUGGCUAAA
Molecule: messenger RNA, 6198 nt
Organism: Rhopalosiphum padi (bird cherry-oat aphid)
Lineage: Eukaryota; Metazoa; Arthropoda; Insecta; Hemiptera; Aphididae
Product: glycine receptor subunit alpha-2-like
Exons: 10
Coding region: 133-1386 (417 amino acids)
Biological process (GO): regulation of membrane potential; nervous system process; chemical synaptic transmission
Cellular component (GO): membrane; neuron projection; synapse
Molecular function (GO): neurotransmitter receptor activity; chloride channel activity; transmembrane signaling receptor activity
Source: RefSeq, a predicted model, not a curated record